UAAACACUGGAAAGAGGGAAGACAAGCGCGUGUGCGCGUCUGUGUGGUGGAUAAGUGCUCUCCUCCCCGCCCCCUCCGGGCCUUGGCUGUCAUGGCCUCUGCUUCCAAAUCCUUCCUCGCCGAUGCCGGCUACGGGGAGCAGGAGUUGGACGCCAAUUCCGCCCUUAUGGAGCUGGAUAAAGGUCUCCGAUCUGGCAAACUGGGGGAGCAGUGUGAAGCAGUUGUACGUUUUCCCAGGCUCUUUCAGAAAUACCCAUUCCCAAUUCUAAUUAACUCGGCAUUUUUAAAGCUAGCUGAUGUUUUCAGAGUGGGAAACAACUUCCUGCGGCUGUGUGUUCUGAAAGUUACUCAGCAGAGUGAGAAGCAUUUGGAAAAAAUCCUGAAUGUGGAUGAGUUUGUGAAAAGAGUUUUCUCGGUUAUUCACAGCAAUGAUCCAGUUGCUCGAGCGAUCACACUCAGGAUGUUGGGCAGUAUGGCAUCCAUAAUUCCAGAAAGGAAGAAUGCGCAUCACAGUAUUCGUCAGAGCUUGGACUCACAUGACAAUGUAGAGGUUGAAGCUGCUAUCUUUGCUGCAGCUAAUUUUUCUGCCCAGUCCAAAGAUUUUGCUGGCGGGAUUUGUAACAAAAUCAGUGAAAUGAUUCAAGGUUUAGCCACUCCUGUAGACUUGAAGCUGAAGUUGAUCCCCAUCCUGCAGCAUAUGCAUCAUGAUGCUAACCUGGCCUCCAGUGCCCGUCAGUUACUCCAGCAGCUGGUGACAUCCUACCCUUCUACCAAGAUGGUCAUUGUUACUUUACACACCUUUACCUUGCUCGCUGCCUCCUCUUUGGUUGACAUUCCCAAGCAGAUACAGCUCUUGUUGCAAUAUUUGAAGAAUGACCCAAGAGAGGCUGUGAAGAGGCUUGCUAUUCAAGAUCUAAAGUUACUUGCAAAUAAAACCCCACAUACAUGGAGCAGAGAGAAUAUUCAGGCACUAUGUGAAUGUGCUCUUCAAACUCCUUAUGACAGUAUGAAACUAGGCAUGCUAUCUGUACUUUCCACACUGUCGGGGACAAUAGCCAUCAAACAGUACUUCAGCAUUGCUCCAGGAGCAACACCUACAGCAACAAGAUCAUCUGAUCUAGUCAAACUAGCACAGGAAUGCUGUUACCAUAAUAACCAGGGGAUUGCAGCUCAUGGAGUCCGAGUUCUGACAAACAUAGCUGCUUCAUGCCAGGAAAAAGAUCUUUUGCCGUUGGAGCAGGAUGCUGUCUUUGGCCUUGAAUCCCUCCUUGUUCUUUGUAGUCAAGACAGCAGUCCAGGUACUCAAGCAACCUUAAAGAUAGCACUCACUUGCAUGGUGAAGCUGGCCAAGUGCCGCCCCCACCUGAGCCAGUCCAUUGUGGAGUCCUUGUUGACACAGCUGCACAGCGCUCAAGAUGCUGCCAGGAUUCUCAUGUGCCACUGCUUGGCAGCCAUUGCCAUGCAGUUACCGGUCUUGGGAGAUGGAAUGCUGGGGGACCUGAUGGAUCUCUAUAAAGUGAUUGGACGGUCUGCAUCUGAUAAACAGCAAGAGCUUUUGGUAUCUCUCGCUACUGUGAUAUUUGUUGCCAGUCAGAAGACUUUAUCCUCUGAAGUGAAAACUGUUAUCAAACAACAGCUUGAAAAUGUCUCCAGUGGAUGGACAGCUUACAGGAUAGCCAGACAAGCUUCCAGAAUGGGUAACCAUGGCAUGGCCAGAGAGCUGUAUCAAAGCUUGCUGACUCAGGUGGCUUCAGAACACUUCUACUUCUGGCUAAACAGCUUAAAGGAGUUCUCCCAUGCAGAGCAGUGCCUGACAGGGCUGCAAAAGGAUGAUUAUAGUUCAGCACUUUCCUGUAUUGCUGAGUCACUGAAAUCUUACCACAAAGGAAUAGCAUCCUUAACGGCUGCCAGCACGCCCCUUAACCCUUUGAGCUUUCAGUGUGGGUUUGUCAAACUCCGGAUUGACCUCCUUCAGGCUUUCUCUCAGCUCAUCUGCACUUGUAAUAGUCUGAAGACUAGUCCUCCCCCUGCCAUUGCCACAACAAUUGUCAUGACCUCAGGCAGUGACCUUCAGCGGUGUGGACGCAUUUCCAACCAGAUGAAACUCUCCAUGGAAGAAUUCAGGAACCUAGCUGCAAGAUACGGAGAUCUCUAUCAAUCAUCCUUUGAUGCAGACUCAGCAACUUUGAGGAAUGUGGAGCUACAGCAGCAAGGUUGCUUAUUGGUAUCGCAUGCGAUCGAAGCCCUGAUUUUAGAUCCUGAAUCUGCAAGCUUACAGGAAUACGGCUCUGCUGGAGUGGCACAUGCCACAAGUGAAUAUGAAAGGAGAAUGAUGUCUGUGUUCAGUCAUGUGCUGGAGGAAGUGGAAUCACUGAACAGAAAAUAUGCACCCGUGUCUUACAUGCACACGGCUUGUCUAUGCAACGCAGUCAUUGCCUUGCUGAAAGUUCCCUUGUCAUUCCAGAGGUAUUUUUUCCAGAAGCUGCAGUCGACUAGCAUUAAGCUUGCCCUGUCACCAUCCCCACGCAACCCUGCUGAGCCCAUUGUCGUUCAGAAUAACCAGCAAAUGGCAUUGAAGGUAGAAGGAGUGGUUCAGCACGGCUCCAAACCUGGCCUUUUCCGCAAAAUUCAGUCAAUCUGUCUAAAUGUAUCUUCAACACUGCAGACCAAAUCUGGGCAAGAGUACAAGAUGCCCAUUGACAGCCUGACAAAUGAGAUGGAGCAGAUGGUUGAGCCUCACAACGAUUACUUCAGCACACAGUUCCUCUUGAACUUUAUUAUUGUUGGCACCCACAGCAUCACAGUGGAGUCUUCUGUUAGAGACCUCAAUGGUAUCAUAUGGAAGACAGGGCCCAAAACCACUCUGUUGAUUAAGUCUCUUGAAGAUCCAUACUCCCAGCAAAUUCGACUUCAGCAACAGCAAGGACAGCAGCCACCACAGCAGCCGCAGCCACAGCAACGAACUGCCUAUACCCGUUUUUAGCACUGUUCUUAUCAUUCAUCAGCCCAAGUAAAAGGCAUUCCAUUUUAUUUGGACGUUGUCAUUUCCCCCAUCUGUUUCCCAUUAUGCCUUCCUUCCUUCCUUCCUUCCUUCCUUCCUUCCUUCCUUCCUUCCUUCCUUCCUUCCUUCCUUCCUUCCUUGGCAACUGCUCGGCCACUGAAACCCAACCCUCAUCAGGCACACCAUGUAACAAGCUGGUUGAAUGAAGUGGUUCUGCUCAUAGGUCCAGCUGUUUCCACCAUGCCACUGAAAUUGCUCUAGCAGUGGAGUGCAGAAAUUUGCUAAAGCAGAACAAAGCCUUGGUUAUGUACUUUAAAGCCUUUUUUCAGCUUCUUAUGGCCCUGUUCAUGUGAUGUGGGUCACUAAGGGCCUGAGGGGGCUGAAUCCAUGUUGGUAUGGCUUCAUCACAUACCCAGCUCUUCUUGCCAUCAUUCAGCACAGAUUUUAGGAUGGUGUGAUGAACUGAAAUCUGGCCCCACUACAUGAUCCAUCCAAUCACUGUUUUAUUGUGCAUUCCGCGUGCCUUGUAACCUGCAUUCCACCUCGCACAAUAGAAAAGCCACUUUCCAGCCUCAGAUAAGAAUGGGCCAAGUUGGUUUCCCAUUGCAUCCUUCUUGACAGCUUCCAAUUGGAAGAUAAUGAGCAGUGAAAGGUCUGCAACAGUUUCCUGGGUUGCAUCCCAACAUAUUGGCUGUUUGACUAAUCCAGUUGCCACUUCCUGAGGAGCCUGACUUUCGAUUCUACAUUUAGUCUUUCAAAUCACAUUGGGUUUUUAUGUAUGCAAAACUGUGUUCCUCUGUGUUAUUCAGUACAUCUACAAAUGCAAAAAGUUUCAACAAACGUGCAGACCUUCUGGAUGAUUAUAUGUAAAUAAUCACUUUGAAUGCUGCUAAGUUAGAAAGAGGUUUGGAUAUCAUUCCAAAUAUCUGAGUGGUGUUCUUUAAUGCCUCUGAAUCUUGCAGCUGCUCAUAUUUGUUGCUUCUCUAUAUAAUAAUGCUUGAGCUAUGCCAUUGUGGGGAAAGGGAGAUUGUCUUCCUUUAUAGGAAAAGGCAUUUCAGUUUGGUUGGGAUCCUUGGCCCCCUCCCAACACAGAAUCCCCCAGAAAGAAAUAUAUUCAUCUUCGAAAGGUUAGAAAGUUGAAAGAUCAAAAAGGGUUGUGUUAUAACUGUUGUAGUAUUUUAAUGUUACCAGUAAGGCUUGGAAGCAUUUGGUAUCCUGAAAGGCAGGAUAAAAAUAAUUUUAAUACUAAUAAUUUCCUGCUUUAUUCUGUACCAGAGUUGUGAAUGGAGAACCUUCUUCCAUUAAAUACUCUAUGGUUGGUGGAGUGCAUGCCAUAGCUGUCUAGGAAGAAAAUGACUUUGCAUUCUCUUACUGAACUUGCAAUGUGUCAAUUCCUCUUGCUUUCAGAUGUGAGAAGUUCACUCAGCUCUUGAUGAUAAAGGUAUGCAGGUUGAGAGUUUCUUUCAUUGUAAAUACUGGGAGAUGGGUUUGGAGGUUACUUGCAACAUGCUCCUUUUUUAGAAACUACUCAGAUGUAGUUUAUUACUUCAUCUUACAUCAAGCAGAUGCCUCCUUAUUAUGUAUAGAAUAUCCUAAUAAACCAUUUGUUUCCCAUUUG
Molecule: messenger RNA, 4619 nt
Organism: Zootoca vivipara (common lizard)
Lineage: Eukaryota; Metazoa; Chordata; Lepidosauria; Squamata; Lacertidae
Gene: INTS7
Product: integrator complex subunit 7
Biological process (GO): snRNA 3'-end processing
Cellular component (GO): integrator complex
Source: RefSeq, a predicted model, not a curated record